Messenger RNA from Linderina pennispora, 1535 nucleotides. RefSeq names its product general substrate transporter. The transcript has 2 exons. Gene Ontology annotation, cellular component: membrane. NCBI's taxonomy places the organism in Eukaryota, Fungi, Kickxellomycota, Kickxellomycetes, Kickxellales, Kickxellaceae. Gene Ontology annotation, biological process: monosaccharide transmembrane transport. Gene Ontology annotation, molecular function: hexose transmembrane transporter activity. The record is from RefSeq and is a predicted model, not a curated record. The coding region runs from base 123 to 1535 and encodes 470 amino acids.
UAUCUUUUAAUCCAUCUUCAUAGUAUUGACACGCCUUCGCUAUCUAGCAGUACCUAUAUUUGUAUUUCAGACACCUCAUACAUCUAGAGCUGCUAUUUUAUUAGUUUUCCUUUCUAUUGGCCAUGCCAGUUGACUCACACACGCUUGGAGCUACAAAGUACCAGGUCUUCUGUACCAUCCUGGCCGCCAUCGGUAGUUUCAACUUUGGUUGGAACAUCGGUUCCGUGAACAUUCCCGGCGACGUCUUGCAAAACUGUGUUACUGGCCGCAAGUACUACGGCCGCUUCCCGUCUUGCAUCUAUGUCAAGUCCGGAACUGUUUGGGGUCUGGUUGUUGGUUGCUUUGCCAUUGGUGCCAUCAUCGGUGCUGUCGUCUCCAACCCUAUUAUUAACCGCAAGGGAUACAAGUUUGUCCUGUGCUGGUUCGCUCUGCUCAACGUUGUUGGUGCCCUGUUGCUGUCGCUGACCACCAAGAUCCCCCAGUUCAUCAUCGGCCGUCUUGUCGUCGGUAUUGCUGCUGGUGCCGCCAACAACGCCAUGGCGACAUACCGCAUCUUGUUCGCCAUCACUAGUGUCUUUGGCCUGAUCAACUUUGCGCUGUUCCCGUUCGCUCCCGAGUCGCCCAAGUGGCUGGUCAAGAACGGCCGCAUCGACGAGGCACGCGAGGCACUGCAAAAGUUCCGUGCUGGUGCUGACAUCGAAGGAGAGAUGAACGACAUCAUCCAGACUGACAAGGCGAACCGUGAGCGCACCGCCGAUGUCAACGUCAUGCAGGUCCUGCGCGGCCAGACCCCCGACAACCUCCGCCACCAACUGCUCUGUGUGUCGGCGCUCAUGUUCUUCCAACAGCUGUGCGGUAUCAAUGCUGUCAUUUUCUACUCGACGCAGAUAAUCAACAAGUCGACGCAUGAUAACCCUGCCAACAUCCCCACUCUGGCCCAGAUUCUGUCGUUCAUCAUCUCGGUGUGCGCUCUAAUUUUCACUUUCUUCGGAAUGAUCCUUGGCGCCUACUUUGGCCGCCGCACCCUGCUCAUGUUCUCCCAUGGCACAAUGGGCAUCUUUUCCGCUAUCAUGGUCGCUGGCUCAGUCAGGGACAUUACCGGACUGGUGGUGACCAUGGUGUUCCUGUUCAACGCCUUCUUCAACCUCGGUGUCGGAACCAUCCCAUGGGCUGCAGCCUCAGAAAUGACUCCUGGAUAUGCGAUGACCGCCAUGUCUGCUAUUGGUACCGGUAUCGGCUACCUGUUCACCUUCGUCAUCGGCGUCAUUUUCCCGCCCAUGCAGGCUGCUUGGGACAGCUGGACCUUCUUCUUCUUCAUGGCGUGGAACAUUGCUGCUGUCUGCUUUGUCUUCCUGUUUAUCCCCGAGACCAAGGAUCGCCGUAUUGAGGACACGGUCCGUGUUCACUCGGUUGGUAUCCACAUUGUCGUUGGCAAAAAGUGGCAGGUUAGCGCUGCGAGCGAGAAAGAUGAGAUGGCUCGUGCCGAGGCUGCCGACACAGGGGAAUCUCAUGUCGCUGCUGGUGUUGAGGCCUGA